Molecule: messenger RNA, 447 nt
Organism: Volvox carteri f. nagariensis
Lineage: Eukaryota; Viridiplantae; Chlorophyta; Chlorophyceae; Chlamydomonadales; Volvocaceae
Exons: 4
Coding region: 1-447 (148 amino acids)
Source: RefSeq, a predicted model, not a curated record
AUGUAUCUCUCAGACAUGCGCCCCAACCAUUACACGGGACUUGAUCAUCCGGGAGAUCAUCCGCGGCGAUAUGUCCAUACACUAGCUUCCUUGAAGCUGGAGAGCCAGAAUCUUUCGGAGACCUCUUCUGGGGGGGCCGGACCUGUGGCUGGCGGACCUGACCCCGAUUGCGCUGUCUCGAACCCCAAGACGCUGUUCUUCCCCACACGCGUUCGAUGGGGAAGAGGCAGGGAGCACAGAACGGCAGGUCAUAAGUCGGUGUGCUGCGCCAUGGAGGAGAUGAAGAAUGAUGAAGUUCGAAUGGGAGCGAUGAACAACGCUACGAGCGGGACAGCCAUGAGGCUGCGUAUCGGUCGUCCGUCGGCGAUCCCCGUCUUUCGGCGUUUCCCCACCACCCGCGGAUCCCAGACUUUUGCAGGAAAGCUCAAGGCGUCGGUUCCUUUUUAA